AUGAGUCCCGCAGCUCCGGUUCCGCCUGACUCCACCCUGGAAAGUCCUUUUGAGGAAAUGGCCCUGGUGAGGGGCGGCUGGCUGUGGAGACAGAGCUCCAUCCUCCGCCGCUGGAAGCGGAACUGGUUUGCCUUGUGGCUGGAUGGGACCCUGGGCUACUACCACGAUGAGACUGCCCAGGAUGAGGAGGACCGCGUGCUCAUCCAUUUCAAUGUCCGCGACAUAAAGAUCGGCCAAGAGUGCCACGAUGUGCAGCCCCCAGAAGGCCGGAGCCGAGAUGGCCUGCUGACUGUGAACCUGCGGGAGGGCUCCCGCCUGCACCUGUGUGCUGAGACCAGAGAUGACGCCAUAGCGUGGAAGACGGCACUGCUGGAGGCGAACUCCACGCCGGCCCCAGCUGGAGCCACCGUCCCUCCCAGGAGCCGCCGGGUUUGCCCCAAGGUCAGGUGUGUGACCCGCUCGUGGAGCCCCUGUAAGGUUGAGAGGCGGAUCUGGGUGCGUGUCUACAGCCCGUACCAGGACUACUAUGAGGUGGUGCCCCCCAACGCGCACGAGACCACAUAUGUCCGCAGCUACUAUGGACCGCCCUACGCGGGGCCUGGAGUGACGCACGUAGUGGUGCGGGAGGAUCCCUGCUACAGCGCGGGCGCCCCCCUGGCCAUGGGCAUGCUUGCGGGAGCCGCCACAGGUGCCGCACUUGGCUCGCUCAUGUGGUCGCCCUGUUGGUUCUGAGCCCUGGACCCUACGCAUAGACCAAAAAGAGCCCCUGUCUCUUUGGUCCCACCUUUCACUAGCCAAGCCCAAUCCCACUUUGGAAGCUAUUAUCCCAGGCACAAACAUAGCUCAAAAUCCUUCUAUCUACUGCUAGACAUUCCAGAAAUCCAUUAUAGACAUUUGGAUAUCUUUCUCCCAAAUACACCAGGACACAGAAAAUGCAAGUCAUGGGGCUUCAAGUUCCUCAGUCACUGGAGACGCAAGAAUCAGGUUCUUUCCUCUGGCAGCUCCAGGCUUGGUGGGGACAAACGAGUAAAGAGACACUUGACAAAGUGGAGUUAUCAAUCCGUUGACAGUAUGAGGGCAAAGAGUGAGGAAGGUAGGCUAGGGCUGCAGUUGUUGGCAGGAGUCCAGAGCUGUGAACAUAAUGGCAUGUCCAAAGAGUUGAAAGGGAGUCCUCUGGGCUGGGGUGUGGGCAGGGGCCAGAUCAUGAUGGUCCCCCAGGCUAAGAAGGUGCUGAGUAAGGGGGAGAUGUGAGCCUUUGGAGGGAAGUUUCAUGAUUGCACUUAUAAUGAACAUAUUGCCUGUUUUAAUACCCUAACACCCCCUGAAUUUAGCCCCAUUUUUCCCACUACUAGAUUUCUGGGUCCCUUGUUCCUUCAAUGCUCAGAAAGCCCGUUUUCCAUGUCAGGGUACUUGGGGCAGCAAUUGAGCUGAACCUGAGGUCCCCUUGCUAGGGGGCAGGUGAGCUCUAUUUGUGACUUGCCCCUAGGUUGGUGCCUCCAUCAAUAAAUGAUUUUCUACUCCCCAGGAGGUUGGCCCUCUAUCCAUAGCUGUGGCUACCACCAUCUCAGGCUCUGUCCCUUGCUUCACUCUGGGAGAGAUGGCAGUGUUCACCUCUGGGACCUGAUCCAUCUUUGUCUCAGUCCAGGAGGCCCCACAUGUGCCUCCCUGAAGGUGGCCCAGCAGUCUCAUUUGGUCCCCUUCUAGUCUCCUCUCCCAUCCUGUCCCAGUCACUAGCAGAAAUGCUAACAUUCCUGCCCAGUAGCCAGAGUAGCGUGCUAAAA
Molecule: messenger RNA, 1781 nt
Organism: Budorcas taxicolor (takin)
Lineage: Eukaryota; Metazoa; Chordata; Mammalia; Artiodactyla; Bovidae
Gene: PLEKHB1
Product: pleckstrin homology domain containing B1
Exons: 8
Coding region: 1-732 (243 amino acids)
Biological process (GO): regulation of cell differentiation
Cellular component (GO): membrane
Source: RefSeq, a predicted model, not a curated record